AUGUCUGUUUCGCAAAAAUUCAGCGGCCUGUUCCUCUCUGGAGCCCUAGGCAACCAGCUGGAAGAUACGCCACCAACUUCUCCCAAGUCGGCCUUCUUGGAUCACGUGUUUGAGAGUCCACAAAUGGUUAGAAGCAAGUCACGUUGCGGGCCUUCUACCGCACGCCAUGAUCCCCUGAUCGAUAUGUACAAUGAAAAAAGAAGGGCUAAUACUCUGACCCAGUUAGAGGAGCAGCUUGUCCGGGAAGUUGUGGACUUACGUAAGAAAAUGCUAAAGCUCCUUCCAGCACGCGAACCAGAAUCUCCCGAGUCUCAUAUCGAUGCAUUCAAACUCUCUCCCUCUGUGCAGAACAUCCUCCGGUCUAUACGUGCUGGACCAAGGGGAUCUAGCACAGAGUAUCACCUUAUAAAGUGCAUGAAGGCCCUCAAACACACGGAAGAAGAGCUAUACACAACUAAGCAGCUCGUAGAGAAGCAGAAUGCUAUGCUGGAGAGUCUUCUUGUCCAGAAUAGCGAAUUGAUGGCAUACAUUAGGCGCUUGCAGCUGCAGCAAUGA
Molecule: messenger RNA, 555 nt
Organism: Giardia duodenalis
Lineage: Eukaryota; Fornicata; Diplomonadida; Hexamitidae
Exons: 1
Coding region: 1-555 (184 amino acids)
Source: RefSeq, a predicted model, not a curated record